UGAAUUCUAUUGACUGAAGUUCUUAAUUCCGACUCUCUUCUCCAUGAUAUAGCGACGCGACAAAAUGGGUCGGAGCGUUUCGCGUUCGCGCUCUCGGUCUCCGUCGCACCGCCGGCGUUACUCUCGCUCUCCUGUAAGUCACCACCGAAGCAACCGCCGUAGCAGGCGCGAUCGUAGCCGUUCACCGUACACGACAAGAAGAAGAAGUCGCUCUAGUUCUUCGAAUCGUCGUAAGAGUCGGUCUCCGUCUUAUAGGCGCCGGAGGACCAGAUCUCCUACACCAAAGCGAAACAGAAGACAUAAAAGUAGCUUGUCACGUUCUCCUUCACCCAGAUCCUGCAGUCCAAAUAACGCCGGAGCCGAGCGUAUAAGCGUGAUUGAGAAACUAAAGAAAGAGGAGGAAGAGAGGAAAAGAAUUCAGCAUGAGGCGGAGCUCAGGCAACUAGAAGAAGAGACUGCAAGGCGAGUCGAGGAAGCGGUGAGGAAAAACGUGGAGGAAAGGUUGAAUUCCGAGGAAGUGAAAGCCGAAAUAGACAAGCGGAUCAAAGAAGCUCAUGCCAAGAUGUUUGCUGAGGUGGAAAGACAGCUAGAGAAAGAAAAGGAAGCUGCUCUCAACGAAGCUAGGCGGAAGGAAGAGCAAGCUCGGAGAGAAAGGGAAGAACUGGACAAGAUGCUGGAAGAGAACAAGAGGAGGGUGGAAGAAGCUCAGAGGAGAGAAGCAUUGGAGCAGCAACGCAAAGAAGAGGAACGGUUUCGGGAACUGGAGUUAAUCCAGAGACAGAAAGAGGAGGCGGCUCGAAGAAAGAAGAUCGAGGAAGAAGAAGAGCUUAUGAAUUCUAUCAAUCUUCCGAAUGGCACUAAAUCUCGAUCCAAAGGGCCCUUCGGCUUAGGUUUGUAGCAGGUCUUUGCGAUCUGGGUUUUAUCGGGUUUCGGUUGUUUUGUUGGAAAACGAAACCAGAGGAACCGAGUUGGAGUUUGAGUUUGAAAUCCUUUUUGUUUAGGUUCUAUCCAUUUGUCGGAUACAACGCGGAAGUACUUAAACUUGUGCCUUGGACUUUUGAAGUUUUUACGUCGAUUCUUUCACCUCGGGAUGUUUACAAGAGCAUUUAGUCACUUUGCUUGUA
This is a messenger RNA of Tarenaya hassleriana, 1124 nucleotides long. RefSeq lists its product as uncharacterized. Gene Ontology annotation, molecular function: cadherin binding. The record is from RefSeq and is a predicted model, not a curated record. Gene Ontology annotation, cellular component: nucleoplasm; mitochondrion. Lineage: Eukaryota; Viridiplantae; Streptophyta; Magnoliopsida; Brassicales; Cleomaceae. Bases 65 to 898 code for a protein of 277 amino acids. The transcript has 4 exons.